GCGAUUAGAAUUCUUGAGACUUGUGCCGUUGUGCGUGUUUUGUAUUGCCAACGGUCAGCUGGCUCUUGUUGCCGACAGUCAGUUUUCCUAUAUUCAGCAAGCGAGUGCUAGCUGGUUCUUGUGAGAAGUCAAAGAUUACUAUUUUAUACGAUCCCAAACAGUUGUAAAGUGCAACCAAGUAGCUUCGUUUACAAAAGUUUGUUACGCAUUUCGUUCGGCUGACUAACUGCGCCGUGACAAAACAUCAACUCCGCUCGAACGAUUCGGAGCAAAAAAUUAAAUGCCGCGACCCAACGUUAUAUUGCGCGACUAGAAGUAACGUGACCGCAGUCCGCGUCAGUAACCGCGACGUAUUAUCCGCCGUGUAGCCGCGAAGAGGUGCGUAAACCUCAAGACCGUAUGCUGGCCAGCUAUAGAGAAGGAGGAAAAGAGAAGGCGCACACAGCAGGUGAUGUUUCGCUCGCGCGAGACACUUCCUUCGCGAUCAGCCGAGCACGACUCCUCGUCCGUUUUUUCUCUUCUCCUUCUCGCUCUUCACUUCUUCAAGCCGCGAUAAGCCACCUACACACUCGCGCAGCGAUUCCGGACACACCGCUCCUGCACUCUCUCUCUCUCUCUCUUUCUGAAGGAGUCGAAAACGAGUAUAGAUAUCUCUCUCCGCGAAAAUGCAUCGGCCAGCGACGACGAGGAGAUAAGGACACGGCCAGGGACGCAGCCUAAAGAAUCUCCGUCGUGCGAAUUUCCAGUAGGACGUCAUCAUGGCUAUUCCACCGCUGGUCAGCUCAACGCCACCACCUCUGGACAACUUUGGGGAGUCGGAUGAAGAUGAAUUCGGAGACUUCACCACUGCUGGCAUCGAUGGCUUAUCGCUGGCGUCGGAUUCCCCUCAAAAGGUUUUGACUCCCAUGCAGACUCCAACACCUUCUCUCUGUGGCACGCCAAAGGUGAACGGCGUGGCAAGUGCUUCUCCAACAGUGGUCACACCACCCAAGCCUGCUGAUGUCAUCCAGAGAACAGCAGCAGAGGAUAUUCUAAUUGUGGAAAAAACUAACGACAUAGUGAGCCGCAUAGAUUUAGAUGAUAGGACAGAUAGUGGUAGCGUUAAAAACAGUGGCUUUGACUGUAACAGUUUAUCUCGCAUUAGCGACGUAGAUUUGCCUGACAGUGACGACGUGAAAAAUCUCAAGAGCAAUAGUGAUAGUUUGAACCAUAUUCAGGAUGGCUUUGAUGAAAAAAGUACUGUUAUUAACGAUGUAGUAAGUAGUAACAAUAGUAGCUUAGACGAUAGUGGCAAAACGAACAGUGAACUGGAGGAUUCUUUGAGCAAUCUUGAAGUUAACGACGAUCCGGAACCAUUGAGUUUGAUUCUGGAUGAUCCAAAUAGCAUUUCAGAUGUACAGCAAAAUUUAGACGAUGAUUUUUAUGACUACGAACAUUUCAAGGAUCCGUUAGAACAAGAUAGUCCAGCUAGAAAUAAACCACCUAUCGUAUUGACACUUGAGUUACAGGAGCAUUUUCAAGAAACAAAAGUACAAAACGAAAUAUUCGCGACGCAUGAUGUGUCUUCAAUCGACAAGUGCAAUGACAGUAAUGAAUCGCCAUCUGUUAAAAAUGACGCUCAAGAGAAAUUGUGCAUUGAUUCUGAUCUUAGUAAUCAUAUCAGCCACGAUCUAGAAAAUCCGCUAGAGUUUUCUACUUUUUCUCAGGAAGAAAAACAAGUAAUGGAUGGCGAAUGUGAAAUGGUUACAAAUUAUCAAUUUGGUGGCUUAUUAAGAGAAUCAGUUAUUAAUGAAAUUAAUUUUGACGAUGUUAAUUCGCAAUGCAAGACAACAAACUUUGCUAACUUUAGCUUAAGCUUUGACGAUGAACCUGUUCAUGAAAAAUCAAAUCUAGAUUGUAAAUUUGUAAAUAAUACCUUAGACGUCAAUACGGACAAUGAUUGUCCCACAAAUAUUAAAAGUGAUUACAUAUUAGACAACCACAAGGAUGAUAGUUUUCAACAAUCAAAAGAUGAUUUUGGUGAAUUAAAGACUGCUGACAUUAUUCAAGAAGAUUAUCAAAGUUCUACAGAUGCCAAGGAAAUCGAAUACGCAAUUGGUGGAGAAAUUGGUAAUCUUGAAAUCGCUGUGAAAGAUAGCUACAGUUCUAGCAAUGAAAUUGACUGUGAUUUUUCUGAUUUUCAACAACCACAAACCUUUUAUGAAGAACCAAUAUUUCAAAAUGGUUAUACUGAUAACAAUAGUGACAGUCCAAAUUUAAAUCAAAAAAGUGACAAAUCAGCAUAUUCCACUAAUAAUUACGUAGAUGAAUUUCAAUCAUCACUGCCGAAUUUCGAAAAUGUUUCUGCCAAUGAUGAAUUUUAUGAAGUCGAAAAAUUCCCGUCUGAUACCUGUGCCACAUUUGAAAACGUAACUGAUGGAAUAGACGAUAGUUUUGCACAAUGUCAAACAAAAAACUUAAAUGAAGAAGGAAAAUGUGAAACUUUUCAAUCGGCACCUAAUGAGGACGACGACGACGAUGAUUUCGGUGAUUUUGCAGACUUUUCAAGUGCUCCAGUCGAAAAAAUACAUACAGACAUAAAUUCAAGUCAGGCUAUAGAGAAACCUGAGGCACAGACUUUUAAUGACGAUGCAGUAGAUGAUUUUGAUGAUUUUGCUGAUUUUGAAUCUUCCACGCCUGUAGUUGAAAGACCAAUUGUUAGUUUAAAAGAAUCCAUGUGUCGAAUAGAAAACAAGAAUGCUGCAAAUAAGAUUGAAGAUAUAGUUACAAAUAUGUUUCCUCCAAGUACUGAAAAUCCGGAAAUUGAUUUACAACCAUUAAUCUUGAAAAGCGACAAAAUAUGGAAAAAUAUUAAAAGUGUUGAAGAAACUAAUGCUCUGACUUAUCAAUGGUCAAACAGUAGUAGUAACAAUGCACUCUUAAAUGCCUUAGGCAUUGACUCUCGAAAUAUUUUAUUUGGACCAAGGUGGAACCCAAACAUUCCAAGAUUUGCAGCUAAUUUAGGUUUUUCUCCUUUGGAACCUGUUAAGGCAUCUGCUGAUUCUCAACAGACGACUAUGUCUUCAAAUAAAUCGCAAAGUUCUACAGCCACAGAAGAGGUACCUGCUGCACAGUUUGAUUGGAAUAGUUCAGGAUUAGUGAAUCCAUUAGAUGGGAGUGGCGGGUUAUCUGCACUUCUACCACUGGAUCUAUUAUGUCCAUUUGAUCCCUUACUAACAUCCCAUUGUUCCGCUCAUUCCGAAUCCUAUCAUCAUCAUGCUGCUUCUGCCAGGACAUCCGUAUACAACUAUGCCACAGAAACCAGUUCCUCGCAAGAUCACAAACAAGCACAAUCAAGUAAAUCACACAGGUCAGGUAAUCAUCAAACUAUCACCAGUCCACCAAAACAUCAGAAACAACAUCAAUCAUCCAGAAUUAUCGAACCAUUACCCGGACCAAGUACGAUAGACUGGAAGAAAACUGAUCCAGAACCAAGAGUAAAAAGUGAAAUGCAGAAGACUUCAAAAACCUCUCAAACUAACAAACCGUUCCUAGUAAGCAGCAGCAGCACGAGUAAAUCAGAUUCUGCAAGAUCCGAAACUAGUAGAUCUGAUGUGCACAGAUAUGAGCAGUCUAGAAAGUCUUCUCUAAAUAAGAGAGAACAUUUACAAAGUCCUGACCACGUCGUAUUAGACAGAUUUGGCAGACCGAUGACGGUAAGAACAGAAACAAUGAAGGUAUUAAAACAACUACCAGAUAUAUCUUUUCUUAGCGCAAGGACGUUACUUUACAAUCCUGAACAAAAGCAAAUAGUUCCAGACUUGGGUGCAAUGAUAAAUCGUAAAAUGCCUGGCUGAGUAACAUCGGUCUGAAUACAAGUUUGAAAGAAAAAAGGGCAGCUAACUUGAAUUAAAUGGGCUAAUAAUGUUUGUAGAUGCGAGCUGAUAUGUACAGUUUAUUCACUUUUUACAUGAUCAACUAAAAUUUUGUACAUUAAAGAACAUAGUAUACUUUAUUAUUUUUUAUACAUAGCUAUGGUUAAUACUUUAAAUACUAGUAUUUUUCAAUAGGAUAUUUUAAGCUUGACUAAAAUAUAAUUUUAGUUCGAAUGCUCAGCCAUCUCUAUUAUUGUUAAAGUAUUCAUUUUUUAUAUACUAAUAUUGAUCUAUUAUUGUUGCAAUAAUAUUUUAUUUUAUAAUUUCUUAAGUAGUUUUUUUUAGUUGUUAAAAGCAAGUUCUUGUAAUGCAUAAAUUAAGAAAUUCUAUUUUUCAAGUUAUUGACUGUUAAAAGAACAACACUGGCUACUAACUGAAACUAAUUUUAUUAUCGCAUAUAAUUUGGCUUUAUAUAUUAUUGUUUAGUUAAGCUCGUCCCUGAUGAAUUUUAAAAAUCAAAUAUUAAAGAAGCUAAAAGACUUCUAAUACCGUUCAAACGUGUAUUCAGACCUGUACUUGAUGUACUGCUCUUCCAUUCUCAUGAAAUAAAAAACAUCUAUAGUUUUUAUUCAUAGGUUUUCCAUUGCACCUAGAGAACUUGUUUCUGACAUUCCAUAAACUCUGUAGACCUUGUGAUUCCUAGCGCAAUUGACAAAAACUUUAUCACUUUAUAAGACUUUCAAUUUUUAACAUUUAUUAAAAACAUCGUGCAUAGGUUGAUUUUUGUAAAUUCUGGAAUGCUAGUAAGAUUUUUGUACGUUGGUACUUAUAAUUUACAAUCAUAAAUAUUGAUUAAUCGCUUGUAUAGAUUCUUAAGUGGAUGAUUGCGAAAAAUUCGGUCGCCUUAAAGUACGGUCAGAUCCGCUUUAUUAUAUUAUAAGUAUUAUAAUAUACAUAAAAUCCUAACAUCGGCGUUUACUUCAAGCGCUCACUUAUAAUUAUUUUAUACGAAAUGCGUUUCUGUGUAAUAUCUUAGGAAAAUGUAAACCGAGUUUUUUGUCAUGAUUUGUAUUUCAGUUGACCAAGUUAGAGAACUUUAAGACGAAUCCGUCGAGUUUAUUUUGAGUUCUAAAAGUUUGGUCCAUGUUCUAGUCUACUGAAGUGUUGUACAGUACUACAUUAAAAGUAUUGUGUAUUAUUGUUUCGAUGAUACAUACAGUUAUAAUAUAUUAUAGUUAUUGUUGUUGAUUUUCACUAGUGAUAUUUAAAAAAGCAUCUUAAAGAUUGCUAAGGGUAUUUUGGGAUAUGGGUUUUUAAUAAACUUUGUGCACGGAUAUUUGUACUUGUCUCAUUCUCGCCUACUCACUUUAUUAAACAAAAGAAAAGUUCAAAUCAUGCUAAUCUUAGUCCUAAUUAAUACAGAUACUGCACUCGAUUGAUUUGAAUAAUGCACGGCAUAUUUGUUUGAGCGAAAGAGUGCUGGCAAUUACUGAUGCAAGGUAAUGGUUAAUCUUGAAUUGAUCACUAGGUUGACUAUACAAGUACCUAAGGGAAUACCGCAGUGACUUAUUGAAGAAUAAUAGCGUUCUAUAGUUAGAAAUUAAAAAAAAA
Molecule: messenger RNA, 5465 nt
Organism: Nasonia vitripennis (jewel wasp)
Lineage: Eukaryota; Metazoa; Arthropoda; Insecta; Hymenoptera; Pteromalidae
Gene: Afti
Product: aftiphilin
Exons: 8
Coding region: 759-3836 (1025 amino acids)
Biological process (GO): intracellular transport
Cellular component (GO): AP-1 adaptor complex; trans-Golgi network membrane
Molecular function (GO): clathrin binding
Source: RefSeq, a predicted model, not a curated record